Choloepus didactylus (southern two-toed sloth) is the source of this 1708-nucleotide messenger RNA. It is a transcript of the gene SPATA1, whose product is annotated as spermatogenesis associated 1. Lineage: Eukaryota; Metazoa; Chordata; Mammalia; Pilosa; Megalonychidae. The record is from RefSeq and is a predicted model, not a curated record.
GGAGCAGACGGUGGGCGCGGCGGCCACGGGGCGCGAACGCUACCGGCUGGCCAGCCUUUCCUUUUCUCCCUCUCGCGCGAGGUUGAUCUGGGAGAGAUAAGGAAAAGGGUUGUCAUUAGCUGCCGAGAUCACUGAAGAGGACCGGUGAAGGAAGUCAGAUGAUUUGGGAGUUUAUAAAAGGCCUGGUGGCGGGGUGACGACGAGGUCCCGCUUUCACUGACGGAGUUUGCGGCAGGAGUUAAGAGACCAGAAAUGAGUGGAAUGUUAUCUUAAACAAACCAAAAAAUUUGUUGUAAUCUUUAUUAUCAAAUACUGCUUAAAUGAAGACAGAUUAAAAAAAAGGAAACAAACUCCAACAGAUAAUUACCCCAUUCAGACAUUGGUGAGUAUGUCACUCAAUUCAAGUCGACCUUCCUCAUCAGAGGUGGUGGAACUUCAUGUUUUUUACGUCCCUGAAGGAUCGUGGAACUAUAAGUUAAAUACCAUUUCAAUAGAAGUUGUUAACAAAUUCAUUUCAGCUGGAUUUAUAAGAGUGUCUCCUCAGCUUACUUUACAAGCCCUGAGAGAGCGUCUUGGUGAGUUCCUUGGUGAAGAUGCUGUUGCAGAAAAAUUUUUAUUUCUGAAAUGCAUAGGAAAUAAUCUAGCUGUGGUGAAGGCAAAGCAAGAAUCAGAACUGAAACUCAAAUCAUUUGCUCCUCCAUAUGCCCUUCAACCAGAAUUAUAUUUGCUUCCCAUAAUGGACCAUUUAGGAAAUAUUUAUUCAGCAUCAUCAACAGUUACUUUAUUUGGGCGGCAGUCUACUAGUGGUGUUGUGGAGGCUGAUGGAACAAUCCACAGACCAGUUAGUGUAACUGUGUCAAAGGAAGAACCUGGAACAGAUUCCAGUUUUUUAGAAAACACUUUGAAAGAGCUUUUUAACCAGAAUCAGGAAGAAGCUGGGGGAAAAUCCACUCCAAAAGAAAGCCAGAAUGGAAAAAAUCAAAUUAGAAAUUCUGAAUUGCAAGGAUCAUUAGAAGAUUCAAAUACUGAUUAUUUUAUCAACAAAAAAAGUUUUUGGAAAAAUGAAGAUGGUACAGCUAAUAUCAGUAGAAGAGAGGAAAAUCAGACAGAUGUAAAAGAGUGUACCACCCUACCAGAUCUUAUUGAUUUUCCUUCACUUCCUUGUCCACCUGUUCUUUCUCCAGGAAUAACUAAUGUCUCUUUAUUACAGAUUGAGAGAGAGAAGAUUAUGGAACAAAUGAAACAAGUAAAGGAAGAAAGAAGAUAUCUGGAGAAAAUUAGAGAAGAACUAAUAAAAAAAGUUGAAAGGUUAUUUGAACAAAGCAAAUUGAAGCGAUUUCAUGCCUGUGAUGGUUGGAAGAAAAAAUACUUUGAAACAAAGAAAGUUACAGCAUCAUUGGAGGAGGUUUUAACAAAACUUCGAGAAGAUUUGGAGCUUUACUAUAAAAAAUUGCUCAUGCAACUUGAAGCCAGGGAGAUCAAGAUGAGGCCAAAGAAUUUGGCAAACAUCACAGACUCUAAGAAUUACCUUAUAAUUCAGAUCACUGAAGUACAGCAUGCAAUUGACCAACUUAAGAGAAAACUGGAUACUGACAAAAUGAAACUCAUAAUAGAAGUUAAGAUGACAAAACAAGCAGUUUCAGAUUUACGAAUAUUGAAAGCUGAACUGGCACAGAAAAAAUUAAUACAUCUUUGCCAUCUCAAUUAG